Molecule: messenger RNA, 6454 nt
Organism: Leptopilina heterotoma
Lineage: Eukaryota; Metazoa; Arthropoda; Insecta; Hymenoptera; Figitidae
Gene: rod
Product: kinetochore-associated protein 1
Exons: 31
Coding region: 101-6325 (2074 amino acids)
Biological process (GO): mitotic sister chromatid segregation; protein localization to kinetochore involved in kinetochore assembly; mitotic spindle assembly checkpoint signaling
Cellular component (GO): kinetochore microtubule; RZZ complex; cytoplasm
Molecular function (GO): small GTPase binding
Source: RefSeq, a predicted model, not a curated record
UCGAAGUUAGUUUGUCAACGACUUUCCAAGUUUCUGUUACCGCUUGUAGUCUGCUAUUAUUGUAUAUAAAUGUAGAAAUAAUUGAAUCGUUUCUAUUAUUAUGGCUUUGUGGACAAGAGUGUACGCAGGAUUUGAUGCAGACGAGGAGACUGUCAAUUUUGGUACUAGGGCUUUUGCAGAAACAAAUGGAUCUAUUUAUGAGUCCUUUACUGUGGCCGCAAUUCAACCUGAUCGCGAGGUUGAUCACAGUCCAAAUGUGAUUGCCUCUAUUCAACAUUCGAAAGUUUGCGUUGCUUUAGACAAAUCCAUCACUAUUUUUAAUGAUGAAAGUUGUAAAUCAAUUACAAUUAGCAGCACAUUUGACUCGUUGAUAGCGAGUUAUACUCUUUCUAGAGAUGGAUCGUUUCUGUUCAUUGCCCUUGCCAGUGGAUUCGUCCACUGCUUGCAUUUACCUAGUAAAGGAAGGCUCGUUUUUUCCAAAAAUAUCACUGAAGCACAGAAUCAAAAUAAAAUCUUGAAAAUAUUUACAGAAAAUAAGGAAACGUUAGAUGUUAUUGUUGUCACGGAAAAUGGAAGUAUAUUCAGGAUUUCAGGUUUUAACGAGAAAAUUAUUCAUAAACAUCUUAUGAAAGAUAAUCAGCAAGCAGCAUCCGAAGCUGUACAAUGUAUCGAAUGUCACAAAAUAUUUAGCUGUCUCACAAAAAACGAGAUUUGUCACGUAAGCGUUGAUAUUUUAAACAACAAUGAAGCUUCGUUAUUCAUGGUUGGCAGAGAAACGUUAAUGUGGCCCAGUGAAUGCUCCAUUUUGAUGAAAAAUUUACCUAGUCAGUACAUUCGUUCUCAGUUUCUAAAAAAUCAAAGGGUUCUACUGUGUCUUCGAUCGGACAAAUCUUUGUGCAUAAUCUGCCCAUGGACUCUUCUUGCAAAGAAAGUGUACGAUGGUCCUGUAAGUGAUUUCUUAAUACUUCAAGAUCAUAUUAAUGAACCUCUUCAUCUGAUAAUUCUGCGAGAACCCUUGAAUGGAGCUAACACAACUUCCUUGGAAUAUGUAUCUUACCCUGACUUUCAAACGAAAUUCAAAAUAUCAGUCCCAAGUUCGACUUACUUAGUGGAAUGCCACGGUUCCUCGACAGAAAGUAUCAUUUAUCUUGAAGGCAUCGCAAAUUUAUCAGAGAAUAUUGAAUCAAUUAGAGUAAAAGCGCUUGUCGAAAGUUUACCGGAACUUCGUUUGGAACGAUUGUUGAGGAGGGAAAAGUUUGAAGAAGCAGAGAGCUUCGCAGAUAAAUAUGAUCUGAACAAAGAAUGCAUUUACUGUGCAAAGGCUGCAUUAUUUGUAAAUCGUUCAGGUCCUUGGGCACGAGACAACACCGAACUAGUUGAUUUAAAUGAAUUUAUUGGAACUCUGGACAAUAUAAGCGACGUUAAAUUUGUCUUUAAUUGUUGCAAUAAUGCCUUGAUGCCUAAUUACAAUCAAAUGAAAAGAUUGUUGUUGUAUGCACGACAGAGAAUCGUUCAGAGUAUUCAGCAAUCAAGCGAUAAGAAACUUUCAGUGUUACUCUCUGAAGUGAGCAGUACACUACAUAAGCUCGAAACAUUUGAGAUAAUUCGAAAAGUGGAUGCGAAUUCCGAUGAAAGUGAAGAGGAAAUGGUUAAUGAAUGGCUUAGGUUUUCAAAAAGUGAUUUAAUAGAAGAAUGCAUUAGAUAUCUGACACAAAAUAAUUUGGAAGCAGCAUCUCUUAUAUGGGUUCAGCACUGUUUGAGUUUAGUAAAAAAUUUAUCCGCGAAAACAGUGACGACACUGAUGGAAUCAAUUCCAGAGAAGACUCCAAUUUGUGAACUUUGGCCGUGGCUAAAACAUUUUGUUCCCAGUUUGUUAUCCGUGCAGCCGAAUUUUUUGUCGCAAAUUGUUUCGUGGAGCUGUAGAAAAACAAAUCAAUUGGAAAAAUUUCAUCGAAAUAUCUGGCCUCAAAUUGGCUUAGAUUUUGUUAAUGAAUUCAUUCAAGUUCUUAAUGUUGAAAAAACUCAUCAGUCUUCAUUGCUCUAUCAACAAUAUGCUAAAAAAAAUUCUCCUCUGCAGCGACUUAUGACUCUUAUUCAAGCGCUAACCGAUCUUUUACAAUUGAAAGAGAAUUACAGGAUAACUGUGCCUUUGGAUACUUAUAUGGAUGAUCCUGUAGAAUUAAUUCACUUACUACUAAAUAAAGUACAUGUAGAAGAAAUGGAAGGCUUUAUCAAAAACUUUUUAGCUCAAUACAUAUUGAAUCAUCAUGAUUUAAAAAACGAUCACGUUUUUUCUCUUUAUAUUCAGAAAACAUUGAGAAAUUCAAAGAAUUGGCGUUUUUGGGAAGAAGCACCUUGGGAAAAACGAAUCUUUAUUGUCAUAAGAUUUAUUCACAAUAUACAGAAUCGGCUGCAAUUAGUUUUGGACGUAUUAAAAGCAGCUCCAGUUCCAUGGAGUGCAACAAUGGACUUGCUCGCCGAAGAAAAUUGUCUUUACGAUCAUCCUUUGGUAGCGAAAAUCAAGAUAGAAAAAAAUUCCAUUCCCGUUAAACUUAUUCUCAAAAAAUACGAUUUCGAAGAUGUCAGCUUAAGCAAUAAAUUGAUAAAUUGUAUUAUUAAAAAAGGCGAUGCAAAUAUGAUAAAAGAUAUUUUGGAGUUGACUAAAACUGAUUUUUCUAAGAGAGUCUCUGGAUUAUAUUCCGCAAUCAACAGAAGUUUACAUAAAGGAGAAAUUUCAAAAGCAAUUGAUAUAAUUAAUAGUUUAGAGGACGACGUGGCUUUGCAGUGUUGUAUACAAGUAAUUAAUUAUGCAAUGAAUCCUUUAAUGGAUGUCAAUGGCUCUUUAAAAUAUUUUAUAGAAGUUCUAAACGUAAUUGAAAGCAAACUGAAGGAGAUUUUAAAACGCACAAAAUCGAGUUCAGUAAAUUUUGAUGAAACUCUUCUCAAUAUAUCACUCGUUAAAGCUCUAUACACUUUGAGAGUAGAGUUUAACAUUAAGGUUUCUGUUUUCCAAUAUCAUAAACAAAAGGAAGAAAUUUUGAAGAAUUAUAUCUCUCAAGAGACAAAUGAGGUCAAUCAAAAUUAUGAACAGUGGAUGCCACUGGUUUGUAAAAACGCACGUCGAAUUGCAAAUUUACUAAAUGCAUCAAAAUUAAUGGUAGAAAGUCUCCUGGAUGAACGUAUCGAACAAAUGUCCAUGUUGCAUCAUAAAGUUUUAAUCGCACCAGAAGAAAUGAACAAAUUGGAUGAUUAUAAUACAGCUUAUGUUCAGAGAAUUUGCUUAACUUCCAUGCUGAGUGAUCAAAGCAAUUAUGCAAUAUCAAACAGGAUUUAUAAUUUAUGUGUCUCUUCGAUAAAUUUAUGUCACAGCACUGAACUACAAAGUAACUUAGCUUUGUAUACUUGGAUCACAACUUAUAUGGAAAGUUGUUGUUCGAAACUGAAUGAACUGGAUCCAAAUUACAAUUCAAUGAUGUUGCCUCAAUGGAAACUGUACACGAUUUAUACAGAUACACCAGUCUUCUCAAAAUUAAAUGUGUUACAACUUUUUCAAAAUUCAAUGAAAAUUUAUUAUCUUUGCAGAGCCGCAACAGGAGACAUUGUUUGUAAUGGAAACGUUGAUCCUGCCUUACAAGAGGAACAAAUAAGGAAACUGUUAAUUGCUUGGAAAGAAAAUUUAAAUACCCUUCAGCUGGAACAUUUGGAUUAUUCAGUUUUGAAAAUAAUUAAAACACUGCUUUUUAAUUGCUGUUUUGCAUUCACAGAAAACCAAAAUUUACAAGUAGAAGAUGCUUUGCAUCAAUAUUUGCUUUCUCUUCUACAAAAGGUUGUUAGCAAUCGUUCGUUUGAUUUACAAUUAGGAUUAGUUUGUCUCUUUAUGCUGCCCGAAAACAAAAGUUACAACUGGUUUCCCACUGAACUUGAAUCUUGCAAUUAUCAAACGUAUUUUAAUCGACAUCGAAUAAUAUCUCACCUGGGUUGGGAGUAUUUCUAUCUACUGAAGAAUGACGUCCGAGAGAAGUACUAUAGAUAUCGAAUAAUGCACUACUGGGCAAACAAGUUAUUGCCAUUUGGAAUCUCAUACAAAGAAAUGUUCAACAGCACCACUGAGAGUAGGCGUGAAAUUUUACAGCGCAUUAUGUGUUCAAAAGUAGAAUUUUCAAUAGAAUUUAUUGAAGAAUUUUGUCGUGAUUUUAAUUUUUAUUUAAGCGAUUGUUUGCUGUUGUAUCUAAAAAUAUCAUUAAAAAAUUGGAGUCCAACAAUUAAUAAAAUAACAGGAUUACAAAUUGACGACAAUGAAGUUAAGAAACUGGAAACAACAUGCAAAAAUAUUGUUGCUAGACUCGAAGAUAAAAGCUGUUUAAUGAAGCACAUUUCACCAAUAGAGUCUGAAAUCAACUGUUAUUAUUACGAAGUGUUUCUCAUUAUUAUGGAUCUUUUGGAUAAUAAAAAUGCAGACAGAAUGAAUCUCUUCUAUUUUUUGCAAAAUUAUACACGUGUUGGAGAGCCAACUCAAUAUGAGAAGGACCACUGGACUCAACUCAAUCCGGAAAGCAGUAAUUUGCCUUUGAUAGCUAAAUGGAGAUUUCCGUUUUUACCAAAUAUUGAUCAAUGGAAAUUAAUUAAACCUGAACUUAAUUUAAAGACCUACAAUAAGUGGCUGGAAAUCGCUCCCGUUUUAAACCUGCAAAGCGAUCUCAUUUGUACAUUAGCGGUUAAAGGAUCUGCCACUCAAAUUUGGAAUAAUCACAGGUCUGAAAAUAAUUCCGAAUGGUCUCUCUAUCCAAAGCAUAGUGCUCUGCUGAAAGAAAUGAAGGAGUGUAUUAAUUUAAUGACAGGAGAUAAAUCUUUGGAGUAUGCAACGGCAGCGAUGUAUUAUGUUGCCAAUCGCACACCUCCAGGCGCCGAUCAAGUUGCUGCCGCCCAAGAAUGCUACAAAUUGGCAGAGUUGUGGCAGAUAAAUUGUAGUGUCCGAGUCGACGACACCACCGCCAUUUGGAGUGGACAAGAAUUGGUCACUAAAAUUAAAGACAAAUAUCAUCAAUUCACUUCGAAACAUAUUCUGUAUACUCAUGGAUUAGGACAGGAGCGUUAUUUGAAUUUGAUCUUGUAUCCAGAGAAAUUAAUUCGCGAAAUUUAUAUGAACGAAAGCAUUCCUCUAAGGUAUAAAGCUGCUAUUGCAAAUAGACCUGAUAUUAAUUCUGCCGCAGAUUCUUUAGGGAAACUUUUUAAUCUGAAUAUGGUGAAGCUCCUCUCUGAUUUGCUGUUGGAAUGGCUGCAGCCUGACAUGAAGGACACGAGAAUGAAUGACAGUGCUACAGAAAUAUUUAGUGUAAAGUCUCUAAGUAGGGAUGCUCAAUCCACCGCAGACGAUAACUUAUUAAGAGCCUCUUAUAUUCUCAACCGUGAUGAUGCCGUGAUGCCAGCCACUUUCUUGGCAAAUAUUUCGUUCAAUGAGCAGAAUAAGGAUUUUCGACCUGGAGUUCGUUAUCGUGCCUUGCAAGUUUUGCAGACUAUCACAGACACGAGCUCUUUGGAAAAGUUAACUCAACGAGACAUAAUAAGCAUCAGGAAACACAUGAUGUCUCUGAACUACUUAAACGAAUUAGAGAACUUAGGUUUGAGGUACAGUGUCAGCAGUUUCGAGAACUGUUCAAAACACGAACUUGUACAGAUAUUGCUGACCACCCAGUUUCAUUCGCCAUUAGUACUUUCUCUAAUUUUACGCAUUUGCUUAGAUUAUAAUGUAGAAGAAUAUCAUCUGUGGAAUACUACUUUGAAUCAAAUGGCCAAGCUGUUAAUGGUGAAAGAAUUAGAAACGUUUUUGCCAAUGGUUGCUACAUUAAGUUACGUAACUAAUUGCACUGGAUACAUAUCCGGAUGGCAAGUUGUGAUAUCCGAUACUUUCCGAAAAAUAGAUGUUAAUCCAACUUUCAAGCAAAUUGAAGAUUGCAUAAGGAUUUUAAGACUCCUCCACUCAUGUCCCGUUGUAAAUAAGCUGAACUUCGACGACGUAAUACAGUAUUGUUUCGAUUCAAAUCAAGCACAAUUCGCAGUGAUACUGUUACCAUUUUUAAAUGAUGAUCAAAAGAACAAUGUUUUGAAGGUUAUUAAGACAUCGUUCGAUGUGGAACAGAUAAUCAGUAAUCUACAAUUAUUGUCCAAAAAAGGUGUUCUUGCAGUUUCAUACGUAAGAUAUUCUUACUAUUUUAAUCUCCGUGUAUUUUUCCGUAAAAGCAUCGAAAUAUUUUUAAUAAAAUACAUAUUCAUUUUCUUUCAGUCAAUACAUGUCUUACGGGAAGUAACGAAAUCUCCAAGCAAUUAAAUUAUGUAGAUUAUUGUAAAAAUAAUUUUAUUUUUUCAUUAGUGGUACAACAUUUUUUUAUUAUAAAAUAAUUUUAUACUUUUAUAAUAAAAUGUUUAUAACAAAUAAAUUUAAAAAAAUUAUCUAUAA